Messenger RNA from Diachasmimorpha longicaudata, 1032 nucleotides. RefSeq names its product trypsin-like. The record is from RefSeq and is a predicted model, not a curated record. Lineage: Eukaryota; Metazoa; Arthropoda; Insecta; Hymenoptera; Braconidae. The transcript has 4 exons. Gene Ontology annotation, molecular function: serine-type endopeptidase activity. Gene Ontology annotation, biological process: proteolysis. The coding region runs from base 165 to 1025 and encodes 286 amino acids.
UUCAUGAAUGGCCGAUUUAUUACUACGCGUGUGAAUAACGUAUUUGCAAAUUGAUAAAUAGGUCAUUGAACACAGCAUUUAAGAAAUUUAGAGCAAUUUUGUUAGGACAGAUGCUUUAUCUGAUCGUUAUCUGCGUAUUUGAUGCAUAAUCGGGUAUUUAAGUGAUGGUUAAAAUCCAAACAUUCAGUAUCUCCCACCGAAUUGUGCAGUGGAACGUAGUGAUAGCCAUGAACAUGUUCAGUUUGUCGAUUGUACUCACAUCUGUGUUAUUUGCAGGUGUCAUUGCUCGUGCUCCUCAAAAAAUAGUCCAUGGUGAGGACGCCAGCAUCAGUGAAUUUCCCUCAACAGUGGUUAUUCAACGGUCAUCAGGUCGUCACCUCUGUGGAGGCACCCUGAUUAGCAAUAAACAUGUGUUGACAGCCGCCCACUGCUUCACUGACGGCUCCAAGUCCAAUGGAGAUUUUGUCAUAGCCCCUGCAUCUGGGAUAAGAAUAAUCCCAGGUCAGGAUCACUUAUCAGACAGUAACAAGUUCAAACAUUAUCUGGCUGAUCGUAUUGAUGUACAUCCGGAAUGGCAAGGGCCAGAAGCUGACAGUAGCAGUGGAGAUCUUGCUAUUGUGACUUUGCAAACAGAAAUUCCUGAAAAUAAAUCUCAAAAAAUUGCUUCACUACCAAGUGCUAGACCAAAACCUGGGUCUGUAGCUACAGCUGUCGGUUGGGGAUUGACUCAGGAAGACGAGAGUGGCUCACCAGCUGAUAAACUUCAGCGAGUCACAUUGAAAGUACUUGACUACAAUUUUUGCAAAGCUCAUCGUGAUCCGCUUGCUCCAGAAAAUGUUAUCUGUGCAGAGGGAAUGAAACGUGAAGUUUCUACUUGUGCUGGUGACAGUGGUGGUCCACUUUACAAUGCGGAUAAACAAGUUAUCGGAGUUGUUUCCUACAGCUACAGCUGCUCGGGUACUGACGCAAAUAUAUUCACUGAUGUUUUCGCAUACAUAUCAUGGAUCGAAGCUAUUAAACAUUAGCAUAUCU